AUGGAGGUAAGGUACGUUACCUCGACGUAUGUGUCCUCAACUCAUGUCACCGAGUUCCUGUGCUCCAGCACCACCCUCCAGCUGACCCUGACCUCGGUGAGGUUGGUGGUGAACGUGUUCACGUUGGCGCUGGCGUCGGUGAUGUUGUUGUUCAUCUGCUCGACUCCAGCACUCCACAAUAACACAUUCAAUAUUCUGUUCCUUUCGUCGUAUGUUGUGGACUGUCUGGCCAACCUCGCCCGCAUAACACUUAAGUAUCUGCCUAUUAUUUUGUGCCAAAACACGUUUGUUCAGUACGUUUUUAGUUAUGGCCCAGUAAGUUUUCGAUGUCCUUGUGUGAACUUGUAUGGUGAGCUUGAAGUGAUGUCACUUUACAGAAUGUGACUUUUUGGGCUUUUUUGGCUGAAAAGUUUUGAAAAAAAUUGCAAAACAAUACAGUCUAGCAUGCUAUACUUUAUACUUAAAACUUUGUACUUAACAUAAUGUCAUCUUUACCUAGUAGUGCCACUUUCAGUCGCUUGCAACUCUAAUCAACGCCUCAGAAUGGUACCUCACGUAUGCGACAAUGUGUUGCGGGUUCUUCUUCAACUUGGAUCACAUGCUUUUGGUGGUGUUUCCGAAGCACUACGAAUGGGUAGGUGAACAUGUCUGACAUAUACUUGAGACAGAUAAGCAGUCCCAGGAACAAGAAAGUGAUUGUGGUCUUCGUGUGGGUACUGCCCUUUCUCUGCGUGGUACCCAUGUUCGAGCAGUGCUGUGGCAGUAUCUUCUUCGAAAAUACCAUGAAUCCGGUGUUUUCCAGUCGUGCAGUAAGUCUAUCUCUUAUAAAGAUAUAUAGGUAAUUAUGUUAUUUAUGAAAGUACUAUGUCUCGAACAUAUAAUACUAUGCACUUCGUAUAUUGUUUUCCACCUUUUCUCAUCAAUAUUACAGAUAGAAGAUGUGUACGAUACUGUGGAUAUGUUGCUAGAAUCCUUCUUCUACGUCCCCAUCAUAUUCAUAUUUAACUGUAUCACGACUACCGUACUACAAUGGAGGUAUAGAAAGUUCAAGAACACUGGCACAGGUCAGCUACAUCUUCUCAUGGACCAAGUCACCAUCAACAUACCUGAGCGUAACAGUCAUGUGCGUUCUGUAGCCAAAAGUAAGAAUAAAUUGGUCAAAAAGUAAAGAGAAAAGACAAAUUAAAACAAAAUUUUACGCAAACCAUACGUUUUGUUAUAAUAUUACUCUAACUUUCUCUAAUCAGUAAUAAUAUACAAGCUUUUACCAUUGCAGCUAAUGUACUACGCCAACGUCGUGUAGUAGACGAGCUGAACCUCUCUUUGCUGAACCUGAUCGACCAGAUGGUAGAUGCCGUUGGUGUCGUAUUUUACCUGUUAUUUUGGGCAGGUAACAACAAGUGGAUAGACGUUGAUAUCACCUUAUGUAUGACAUUGUACGAUGUAACUUGGGAGAUCAGCACAUUGAACCAACCUUAUAUCUUCCUCAUGAUGUUUCCGAAAAUACGACGGAAACUGGUACGAUUCUAUAUGCCACAACGACGAAUACGACCACAACGACAACAAACACUAGAAUCUUCGAUUCACUUGAGCUAA
This is a messenger RNA of Bursaphelenchus okinawaensis, 1596 nucleotides long. NCBI's taxonomy places the organism in Eukaryota, Metazoa, Nematoda, Chromadorea, Rhabditida, Aphelenchoididae. The record is from the annotation of a GenBank genome assembly.